Molecule: messenger RNA, 1644 nt
Organism: Knipowitschia caucasica
Lineage: Eukaryota; Metazoa; Chordata; Actinopteri; Gobiiformes; Gobiidae
Source: the annotation of a GenBank genome assembly
AUGGCGUUAACGAUCUGCACCAGAUUUACAGAUGAAUAUCAGCUGUUCGAGGAGCUGGGGAAGGGGGCCUUUUCCGUGGUCAGAAGGUGUGUGAAGAUCUCCUCUGGACAAGAAUUUGCUGCAAAAAUCAUCAACACCAAGAAGCUUUCGGCCAGAGAUCAUCAAAAGCUUGAGAGAGAGGCUCGUAUCUGCCGCCUGUUGAAGCACCCAAACAUUGUGCGGCUCCAUGACAGCAUAUCAGAAGAGGGUUUCCAUUAUUUGGUGUUUGAUCUAGUGACUGGGGGCGAGCUGUUUGAGGAUAUUGUAGCCAGAGAGUACUACAGUGAGGCUGACGCCAGCCACUGCAUACAGCAGAUCCUGGAGAGCGUUCAUCACUGCCAUGUUAAUGGAAUUGUCCACAGAGAUUUGAAGCCUGAGAACCUUCUAUUGGCCAGUAAGCUGAAGGGGGCGGCGGUCAAGUUGGCUGACUUUGGGCUGGCUAUCGAGGUGCAGGGGGACCAGCAGGCAUGGUUUGGUUUCGCUGGGACUCCAGGCUAUUUAUCACCAGAAGUGCUGCGGAAAGAUCCAUAUGGAAAACCUGUGGACAUGUGGGCUUGUGGUGUUAUUUUAUAUAUUCUUCUGGUGGGUUAUCCUCCCUUUUGGGAUGAAGAUCAACACCGUCUUUAUCAACAAAUCAAAGCAGGAGCAUAUGAUUUUCCGUCGCCAGAGUGGGACACCGUCACUCCAGAGGCCAAAGACUUGAUCAACAAGAUGUUAACUAUCAACCCAAGUAAACGCAUCACUGCUACUGAGGCCCUCAAACACCCCUGGAUUUGUCAACGAUCCACUGUGGCUUCGAUGAUGCACAGGCAGGAGACUGUGGAGUGCCUGAAAAAAUUCAAUGCGAGAAGAAAACUCAAAGGAGCCAUAUUGACCACUUUGCUGGUCACACGAAACUUUUCAGCAGCAAAAAGUUUACUCAACAAGAAGACAGAAGGCGUGAAGGUCAACAACAAAGCCAACACAGUGACCAGUCCUAAAGACACUGGCCCUGCCCCUGCACUGGAACCACAGACAACUGUAAUUCAUAAUCCAGUGGAUGGAAACAAGGAGUCCAUUGAAAGUGCCAACACCACCAUCGAAGACGAGGAUGUGAAAGCCCUGCGUCUGGGCAGCUUAGUGAGCGGCCUCUUGAGCUCAAAGAGUCGCUCGUCUCAGAUGUCAGAGUCCAGGCAGAGCCCCCCCACCUCCACAGUCCAGACUCGCAAACAGGAAAUCAUCAAAGUAACAGAGCAGCUGAUUGAGUCCAUCAACAAUGGAGAUUUUGAGGCCUAUGCGAAGAUUUGUGACACUGGUUUGACCUCAUUUGAGCCUGAGGCACUUGGAAACCUGGUGGAGGGGCAUGACUUUCAUCGCUUUUACUUUGAAAAUGCCCUCUCUAAGGGGAAUAAGCCAGUGCACACGAUCCUGCUAAACCCACAUGUGCAUCUCAUCGGAGAGAACGCGGCGUGCAUCGCUUACAUCCGCCUGACCCAGUACAUGGACGGCAAUGGUAUGCCCCGCACCAUGCAGUCCGAGGAGACCCGCGUCUGGCACCGCCGAGACGGGAAGUGGCAGAACAUCCACUUCCACCGCUCUGGAUCUCCCAGCAUCCCCUCCCAUUAA